AUGAAUCACAAUCAUAACCAUGAUUCCGAAGCUCUAAUAGUUGCUCGUUAUCACAAGAGAAAUCCGGAUCCAAAUUCAACACUGAUAUGGACCGGGAUCUUCGAUCCUUCUUUCCGGGUGUUGAUACUUCCUCGAUAUCUGGGUGUGCAGACGGCCAUUGUACCUAUUCCCUCUUCUCGACGCAUAACGAGUUCAGAGUACGAACAGGAACAACAGAAACUGCGAGAACAGCAACAAGAAGAACAAUCCAAAGAAUCCGAAUCCACAAAUACUCUCUCGAGCUCGAGUCCCACACCAAGCAUCCAUAGUUCCUGUUCUUGUUCCUGUUCCUGCACCUCCGAAUCCUCGCAUUCCACACUUCGUACAAGUAGUUCUUCAUCCGAUUCCUCGUAUACUUCCAGUUCUUCAACUACGAUUUCCUCAACUACAAGUUCUACAUAUAUCCAUACCCACCCCCAAAAUCCCAGCAUAAACAUCUCAGAAAAACAAUCUCUCCAUAUCCCCCAAAUUUCUCCGAAAAGUCUCGCAAGGCCGGAUCAUUUCUCAGAAAUACAAGAUACGCCGACCCGGACUUCGAUGCCCAAACCCUCGCUGGAUAUGCUCUCAGAUUCGAAUACAGAUUCGGAUUGUGAGGAUGAUGAUUAUGAAGGUUUUGUUGAUGAGGACAAUGAUUUUCAACCGGUAAUAAAGGAUAACGAAGAAGAAGAUUCGGCAAUAUGUGAUCUCAUGGAAGGAUUUCGCAAGAUGAGUAUAUGA
Molecule: messenger RNA, 756 nt
Organism: Botrytis sinoallii
Lineage: Eukaryota; Fungi; Ascomycota; Leotiomycetes; Helotiales; Sclerotiniaceae
Exons: 1
Coding region: 1-756 (251 amino acids)
Source: RefSeq, a predicted model, not a curated record